UUAGCGCCUUAAGCGCCGCGGCGGCCUGAGGAAUGUCAACUAUUCAACAUGGAGGAGGAGGUCGAUAAGCUGGAAUUGAUGUUCCAGAAAGCUGACUCUGAUCUGGAUUACAUUCAAUACAGGCUGGCAUAUGAAAUCAAGACUAAUCAUCCUGAUUCAGCAGGCGAGAAAAAUCCAGUUACACUCUUACAGGAAUUGUCAGCAAUAAAGUCUCGAUAUCAAACUUUGCAUGCACGCUUUAAGCCAAUUGCUGACGAGCAGAAAGAGACUAAGAGCCGCAUUUGUGCUACUUUCAAUAAGACUAUGACCAUGAUACAAGAACUACAAAAGCAAACAGACCUGGAGCUGUCACCACUUACCGAAGAAGAGAAAACUGCAGUACAGCAAUUAAAAUCUCACAUGCCAGACUUAUGAAGAAAUAGACUUGCAAAAGGGAACCCUAGUGGAGAAAAGAGAUCAAUUCCAGAGAAAUUUAGGAAGAUGUCUUAUUAGCAGUUGGUAACUAGAGGUGGGGUGUGGUAAAAGAAAAGAUUUAGCCUGGGUAACUAGAUACUGAUGCCUUUCACAAGAAAGAGGAGUAUAAGAAGGGCAGAUAUGAAUAAAUUUCAGUCAAAAGGAUGGAGUGGGAAAAAAGGCAUUUAAAUAAUAUAUGCAAACACGCUUAGUUUUGCAAUUUAGGCAAGAAAGUCUUAACAUUAUUUUGCAUCUGUUUUUGUAUAAUCAGGAUAACAGAUGUCCUGGGCUAUCAUUAAAGAAUGUUUAUGUACUAUCAGUCAAAUAUGAAUGAGCAUGCAUUGGAAAUUAAAAGAUAGAAAAAAUAUUUGUAUUAUAUUAUACAUUUUAUAUAUAUGUAUAGAAUUUUCUGUUUUUGAAAAUUUUGAUUGAAGAUGUAUGUGGUCACAUUAUCGGUGAGACUGCUGUGUGACCGAUGGUCGCCCAUAAAACUUAACUUUUGUAAUAAACUGGUUUUUCUGUGACAGCC
Molecule: messenger RNA, 982 nt
Organism: Miniopterus natalensis
Lineage: Eukaryota; Metazoa; Chordata; Mammalia; Chiroptera; Miniopteridae
Gene: SKA2
Product: spindle and kinetochore associated complex subunit 2
Biological process (GO): mitotic cell cycle; cell division; chromosome segregation
Cellular component (GO): spindle microtubule; outer kinetochore
Molecular function (GO): microtubule binding
Source: RefSeq, a predicted model, not a curated record